Molecule: messenger RNA, 1305 nt
Organism: Histoplasma mississippiense
Lineage: Eukaryota; Fungi; Ascomycota; Eurotiomycetes; Onygenales; Ajellomycetaceae
Exons: 2
Coding region: 1-1305 (434 amino acids)
Source: RefSeq, a predicted model, not a curated record
AUGGAUGAGGCUGCGGCUGCACGGGGCCUCUCGCUCACACACCCCAACGCAGCACAAUGGAACCACGAACUUAUGCUUGAAUUCCAAGCAGCACUCGAAAAAGAUCCAGCGGCGGACCUGAUGUCAAUUGUCUCUGAUUCAUAUAGACGAGAACAUCGAAAAGCUCAGUAUUGCGAGCUCUCUUAUGCAGCAAAAAUUAAUCUCAGAACAGUCGAUGAGCUCGGCGAUCAACUCAAGCACAAGCCAGAAGUCAACUUGCUGGAUGUGUUUCCAAAGAAUUAUGUUCGCAGGAUUAAAAUGGCGACUGCCGGCCGUACAGCGCCGUCUGCGGAGGAUACUGAAAAACCGAGUCCUCCGGAGUUCCGCACACGUCUUGAUCUCGCUGACUCCGCCACGGUUGUCUUUCCAUUGUCUGAGACAGUUACCGCUCUUCUUGCGAGGUAUUCACACCCAGAGGAACCAGAUGGUGCAGAGCAAGCACUGAUUUCCUUCCUCAAACAACUGCUUUGGGACUCGCCCAAACUCUGGGAAAGCUCCAUCAGAGGCGUGGUCGUCAAGUGCAAUGAGGAAGUCGUUGCCAAAGUGAUUACAAGUGAUACCAAUGACACCACAGAGUACACGGCCAUGCAGUACCUCGCAGAACGCGCGCCCGACAUCCCAGCCCCCAAACCCCACGGCCUAAUCAGAUUCGGACCCUUUCGCGUUAUCUUCAUGUCAUAUAUUCCGGACAUGACAUUGGCGCAAGUCUGGUCCAGCCUAUCACCCAAGGAGAAAGUCUCAAUACAACAACAGCUAGAUGAUAUUUUCCGUAGAUUGAGGACCCUUCGCCAGGAGGAUGGCAAUGCACUUGGAGGUGUCAGUGGAGAAGGAGUGAAAGAGUACCGUGUCGAUGAAUGCGCCCGCUGGAAAGAUAUUACCACAGCCAGAGAGUUUAGCGACCUACAAUUCUCCGCGUGCCACCAUGGCAGCAAGACAUAUAUCAAAUUCCUCCGCUCUUUCCUCGAAGAUGAGAGUGCUACCAUGCGCGGAUCCGUGUUUACCCACGGUGAUGUCAGGAGGGAGAACAUUAUGGUGAAGCAGGAUCCAUAUAAUAACAACGCCUACGUGGUCACUGGUAUUAUCGACUGGGAAGAUAGCGGCUUUUAUCCCGAGUACUACGAAUGCACGAUGCUGACAUGUACUCUGAGCCUGGUAGAUGAGAAUGACUGGUACCUUUACCUUCCGGAGUGCAUUUCGCCGUUGCGAUUUCCUCUGCCACAGUUGCAAGAUGACAAGAAGUUGCCGUGCGGUACUAUGACUGAAUGA